Messenger RNA from Colletotrichum spaethianum, 1500 nucleotides. Its product is annotated as C5a peptidase. Gene Ontology annotation, molecular function: serine-type endopeptidase activity. The coding region runs from base 1 to 1500 and encodes 499 amino acids. NCBI's taxonomy places the organism in Eukaryota, Fungi, Ascomycota, Sordariomycetes, Glomerellales, Glomerellaceae. The record is from RefSeq and is a predicted model, not a curated record. Gene Ontology annotation, biological process: proteolysis. The transcript has 3 exons.
AUGACUAGAUCAAGAGGUAAACAACGACUAAGGCUUGUUACAGAGUAUGAUGGAUCCAAUGAGAAGAAUCCUGAUGCAGACCCUUUGGACUCACUUGGUCAUGGCACUCAUGUUGCUGGUAUCAUCGCCGGAAAGAGCGACUUCUACGUCGGCGUCGCCCCAGAAGCCGAAAUAUUAGCUUUUAAAGUCUUUGGCGCUGCAGACAUUAUCACUGCAAGUAUUGGUCGUGCCCAUGGCUUCUCAGAUGGGCCUUGGGCUACUAUAGCCUCCAGAAUCGUAGAACAAGGCGUCAUCAUCACCAUUGCAGCCGGCAACGAUGGAGAUGAGGGCCCUUUUUACGCGAGCAGUGGAUCGUCAGGUAAAGAAGUUCUCGCUGUUGCUUCUGUUGACUCUAGUCGAGUCCCCGCUAAGCCAUGGUAUGCAACGUUCAGCCUUGGCGGCGAAGCGAAUACCACUCAGCUUGCAUACAUACCUCCAGUCAACAGAGGUCUUUGGAACAUUACCGGUCUACCAAUUGUCCCGUUAGCUUAUGACACGACCAACCCAGCGGAGGCAUGUAGCCCACUACCGGAUUCGACACCAGACCUCUCGAACGUAAUUGUGCUGGUUCGAAGAGGGACAUGCACGCCUUAUGUGAAACAGACCAAUGUUGAAAAAUUUGGCGCUCGAUACGUUCUCUUUUACAACGACGAAUAUCGCCCGUAUGAACUUGUGGCUAACUCGGCCUACAAGUCUCAGAUCGCGCUCAUCGACGCCAAGGCCGGCGCAGCCAUUAUCGAAACGGUGAAAUCAGGAGGAAACGUCACCGCAGACUUCACAGUACUAGCGGACCGGAACUGGGCAGUUGGCUUUUUCGACGCCGCUGGUGGCAUCCCUUCACAAUACACCAGCUGGGGCGGGACGUAUGAGUUAGAGAUCAAACCCGACAUUGCCGCGCCUGGCGCCAAGAUAUACAGUACCUAUCUGGACGGCACGUAUAAAGUACUCAGUGGAACUUCCAUGGCAACUCCUUAUGUUGCCGGCGUAGCAGCUCUUUAUAUCAGCAAGCACGGAGGUCGCUCUGUGCACGGAAAAGGAUUUGCCAAGUAUCUCUCAAGACGCAUCAUAUCCAGUGGGGAAAGUAUUCCAUGGCAAAUCCUUGAGCCACAAGGACUUCCUACGGACUUUGGGUAUUUCGCCCCGAUUACACAAGUAGGCAAUGGGCUCCUUAACGCAACAAAGCUCUUGGAGUACAAGACAUCACUCUCGUUUGAUAAGUUUGCACUCAACGAUACUGGAUCGUUCAUUCGGUACCACAAGGUUGAGAUCACGAACAAUGGAGACGAAAUGGUAACCUACAACUUCACUUUGGAGCCUGCGGGAGGUUUUGUUGCUCAGGGAAGAACUCCUGGGCUUCUUGCAGAUAUCCUUGACAUAAAACCCAUGAAUCUCGUACCGAAUGUCACCUUUCCUUCGGGUAUUUUCCGAGUCAAUCCUGGUGAAACUAAGCAGGCUCAGUGA